Molecule: messenger RNA, 3784 nt
Organism: Penaeus vannamei (Pacific white shrimp)
Lineage: Eukaryota; Metazoa; Arthropoda; Malacostraca; Decapoda; Penaeidae
Source: RefSeq, a predicted model, not a curated record
UUCUUCUCUCUUUCUCUCUUUCUUCUCUCUUUCUUUCUCUCUUUUUUCCUCUCUUUCUUUUUCUCAGAUUAUAUUUUGAUGUAUUAUACUAUACGAUACUACACAAUAUUUUCUUAUAUCAUAAAGUAUCAUAAAUUUACAGCCAAUUUAUCUUUAAAAAUAUAUAUAAUAAUUAUGAUAACGACCCCACGGACUCGCCUCUACCUGCUAUCGAAUUAAUUUCACUCAAAAUUCAUGGUCCUUCUCUGCCUCCAGGGCCCUCCAGGCGAGAGUGUAGCUGGCCCACCCGGCCCACCCGGCCCACCCGGCCCACCUGGCCCACCCGGCCCACCUUCGUACAUGAACCCGAGCUUGAAUAUGCCCGAUUUCGGUUCCGGUGCCGGAGAGGACUUCAUUCCCGAGAUGGAAUUCAGCGGGAGUCGCCGAGGGCCGCCCACGCCGCCCGGACAGUGUGUGUGUAACGAGACAUCUCUCGUGGCUUCAAUCCUGGCACAGAUCCCCCGCGGCCCCCCCGGCGAGGACGGCAAAGGCGGGGCGGGACGGGAUGCCGGGGAUCCCUGGCACCUCCGGCCGCCCUGGGCCCCCCGGGGAGGGGCCCCCGGGGAAGCCAGGGCGAGAAGGGCGACCGGGGCGAGAGAGGCAACCCAGGACCCGAGGGCCUCCAGGGCGAGAAGGGCGAGUCGGGCACUGACGGCGCUCCGGGGAUGCCAGGCGAGAGAGGCCCCAGGGACCCCCGGGAAGCAGGCUGGGGCAACUCCAGAUAUGACGUGGACGGCGGCCUGGCGAUGGCACCGGCGGACCUGGCACUCCUGCACUCCCGGCGAGAAGGGGGCACCAGGGGCACCGGGCAUCCGUGGCACUCGAGGGUAUCCAGGUGCCAAGGGAGACAGGGGCGAAGCUGGACUGCGAGGGGACAAGGGGGACACGGGCGAACCGGGAAGGAGCGGCCCGGCAGGACCCAAAGGCGAACCUGGAUCUCCCGGGAUGAACGGCGCCCCCGGUCCCCCAGGUUUUAUUGGGGUUCCCGGAGAUAAGGGAGAUAAAGGUGAUCGAGGUGAAACAGGUGUCGGGUCACCAGGUCCCCCGGGAAGACCAGGUGGGCUCACGCUGGAGGACCACAAGGCGAUUGUCGAACAGGUACUCGAGACUCUGGAGACGAAGCACGGAGGCGUAGGAGUCACCAUAGGCUCUGGUAUCAACGUCUGGGACGCCCCUGGUAUGCCCUGGAACCCAGUCAGUGAUGACGAAGAUGUCUACCUAGAAGGAUCGGGAGGUCUCGAGUACAAACCUUUCUACCCGAACCAGUUGAAGGGCUUCGUGGUGGACCCCCGGACCCCCGGACUCCAGACCCCAAGGCAUCGAGGGCAUCCAGGGCCUGAUGGGACCCCCCGGGGACAUCGGACCCCCGGGGCAGCCUGGACUCGAUGGACUCCCGGGAACAAGGGACCCCAGGGCGAGAGAGAGACACCCGGACCGAAAGGCGACCGAGGCACUGCAGGUCCUGCAGGAGAGAAGGGAGACCGAGGCGCCCCUGGACUCCCCGGACCCUCAGGAGCUGUCACGACGCUCAUCCAGCCUGACGGGACCAAUGUGACUGUCGUGAAGGGUGAGAAGGGCGAUCGUGGUAGGCGGGGCAAGAGAGGUCGACCUGGUCCCCAAGGGCCUCCAGGGGCAGUAGGGGACCUGGGUCUUCCUGGAUGGCCGGGCGCCGCUGGACGAUCUGGCCCGCCCGGCCCGCCCGGACUGCCUGGUCUCGGCCAGAAGGGCGAGCGAGGUCAAGUGGGGCCACCGGGUCCCCCUGGCCCGCCCGGCCCCCCCUCGGGUGGCCUCCUGAACAGCAUCUUGGGCACGAGCAGCUCCGACGUCUCAGAGACCGUCACGAGAGGGACCGGCGGGCUUCCCGGUCCCUCAGGUCCCCCCGGUCCCCCUGGUCCCCCGGGGCCCCCAGGACUCCCGGCCAGACCCACGGCAGACACGGACGGCGGCCAGAUGUACGUGCCCGUGCCAGGACCCCCGGCCCGCCUGGACCCCCGGGACCCCCGGGGCUGCCUGGCUACACCGUGGAGGGCCCUGAAGGUCCGCGUGGUCCCCCUGGGCCCCCUGGACACACCGUGCCUGGCCCACCCGGAGCCUCUGGCCCAAGAGGACCUCCGGGUUAUGGCCAGAGAGGAGAAAGCUUGGGAGGCAUCGAGGGCCUGCGCAGGAUCACGGGAAACCUUGGUAACAGAGGUGGUGUACCGCAGGGACCCCAGGCCCACCCGGACCCCCGGACCCCCAGCCAGCGGGGACCCCUCCCCCUCCUCCUCCAUCGUGCCCGGCGCUGUCACCUUCCCCGACAAGGCUUCGUUGCUGAAGAUGAGCGAGAUGUCACCCGUGGGAACCCUGGCCUUUGUCAUAGACGAAGAGGCGCUCCUGGUCCGGGUGUCGGCUGGGUGGCAGUACGUGUCGAUGGGAUCCGUGAUUCCUUUACCCACGACCACCCCCGUGCCAGCCACCACCCCAGAACCCCCAGUGGCCCGCCCUCCUCCCCUCCAGGUGGACUCCCUCGUCAACACGGUGGACGGACCCAGGGUAAGGAGCCGCGCGGGAUGGCAGCGAGCGCGGGGCUGCCGUUCCGGUGUUUUGUGUGUGUGUUAUAUUGAUUUCGCUGAGACUUCAACCAGCAGAACGGACAGGGGACUACAGGGACUCCCAGGCACCUUCAGGGCCUUCCUCACCUCCAGGGUGCAGAAUCUGGACUCCAUUGUGCGGUACGCGGACAGGAACUUGCCGGUGGUCAACACGAAGGGCGAGGUUCUCUUCAACACGUGGCGUGAAAUAUUCUCCGGAACCGGUGGAAUAUUCUCCCAGAAGCCUCGUAUCUUCAGCUUCGACGGCAAGGAAAUUUUGACCAAUUCUGCCUGGCCGCAGAAGUACAUCUGGCACGGCUCCGACCUCCUCGGCGAGCGGUCCCUGUCCUCCUACUGCGACGCGUGGAACUCCGAGAGCCGCGACGUCGUGGGCCUCGCCUCCUCGCUCCUGAAGAACCGGCUCCUGUCGCAGGAUCGCCUCGGCUGCCACAACUCGUUCGCCGUCCUGUGCAUCGAAGCCACGAGCCAAGCGCGGUAUCGGAGGCGGCGUCACGUGACCUCGCCCGAAGCCGAAAUGAGCCUCGAGCAGUACGAGCAGUUCCUCCGGACGCUCGACAAGGGGAGGGACGACAACUGAGCGGGAGAGGAGGACACGGAAGGAUCUUAAUAUUUAAAAUAUUGAGUGCACGUUCGUUUUCUCUUUUAUUUUUAUUUUAUUUCAUUUUUUUUCGUGACACUUCGCUUGUUGAGGAAUGACGGUUUGAUAUUAGCACAAGAAGAGGGGGAAAAGUACAGUUUGAAAUUUCCCGGUGGAAGAUAAAGUGAAAGAAAACAAAACAAAAAAAAAAAAAAAAGAAAAGAAAAGAAAGAUGACGACAAAGCAGGAAACAAAGAGAGAGAGAGGAAAAAAAGGUUCAUUUAUACAUACAGAAAAAAAAACGAGAGAAAGAGAGAGAGAGAGAGAAUGCAGAAGAAAACUAGUAAAAAGGAAGAAAUGCAAGAAUUAAAAAAUGGUUCCUAUUUUUUGCACAUUUCUACUGUCUGAUUCAAGAAGAAAAACGUUAAUUUCCUCUUUUCCGCGCUCCAGGACAGGCAAUUUUGCUCAAAGGAGGAAAUCGAGGAUACGCCAUGUGUUCGACAGCCAUUAGUGUUCGAAUCCGUUAAAAUCUGAAACCAAUAGACUCGGAAAAAUAAAUCCUGAAUCUUGAAUUUCA